GGCGGGGUUUGCGCUUCACCGGUUCGUAAACCACGCUAGUAAGGACGCUCACUUCCUAGUGAAGUAUACUUCUUAUUGUCUAUCAGUGGGAGUGUGUUUUCUUCAUCAGAGUCCUCCUGUGGACACACACGAACACUGCAAGUAAAGUGAUGGCGGAUUGGACGUGUCUUCAAUAAACUUCAGAGCAGAAAUGAGUGACCAUCUCCUCAACCCACUGACCGUCAUAUGUGCGGGAUCCUGCUUCGCCUUCUCCGGCCUGUUUUAUAAACUAUAUUCAGAUAAAAGACUAGAAGUACAGAAGCUGAAGGAGAUUCCAAACUUUCAAGCAGACCAUCACCUGCUCAGGAUCCUGAAUGCGUCGUCCAACAAGAGACUUCAUUAUGUUGCCGUAGAAGGGUUGGUGCAGGCCGUCGGAGAGCCCAUUUCCAGCCAGUUCGUGCCACGCUGUCACGGCGUCAUCCAAAAGAUAACUUUACACGAGCACUGGAAGUACUGGAACUCUGCUCUAAAAACAUGGGUCUCCAAGAAAGUGAACAAGCAGCAGACCACCAACACGGUGCCCUUCAGCUUGGUCCAGCCCGGCUCAUACAUCAGCGAGGUGUCCGUGCGGGUGGAUUCUCCUCUGGAGGCGCGCGGAGAUUACCUGGAGCAGGUGCACAAGAGGCUCAGGCAGGCCAAGGAGGGGCUGAUGGACGCGGUCGUGCGGGAGCUGAGCGGGGAGAAGCCCGUGGCCCUCGAGGAGCGAGAGGAGCUGCUGCGCGUGGGAUCGGCCCUCACCGGGUUCGGGGAGCUCGUUCUGGAGCACGAUAAGGUCAUGAGGCUACAGCCGCCCAAAGAUGGCCGCAGCUACAUCCUGAUCCCCAGCGAUUACAAGAGCUUCAUCCAGCGGCACGAGAACAGCACCAACAUGUGGAAGAGCUUGACGGCGCUGUUCGGAAUUACGGGGUUUGCGCUCGUAGCCGGUUUCGUCCACAGUGCCAUUAACAAGGAUAAAAACAACUAGCCGACUGAACCGUGAGGGUUUUUGAUUUAGGUUCCCCCAAAAAUGAAAAAUGAUCAUUAUUUGCUUAACCUCGAAUAGUUCCGAACCUGCGUGAAUUAGUUUGUUCUGCCGAACACAAAAGAUACUUUGAAAAAGGUUUGUAACCAGGCUUUAUUUUCCACUGUGGAAGUCAAAGCGGCUCGAUUGCAAACUUUCUUCACAAUAUCUUUGUGUUCAACAGAAUUCAUACAGGUUUUCACACGUUCAAAAUCAGGCGCAUAAUAGCUUUGAAUCAUUUUGCCAAUGAAAAUAUUUUUUCAAGCAUAGCACACUGGAUCCAAACUGUCUUUAUACUUGCAUUUCCUUUUUUGUGAAUCCAAAAUAAUGAGCUCUGUUCUACUUUGAUUUACCAAUAUUUAAAGUCAUUCCUAACUCACGGGUGAUCCUGUCUGUUGUGGACUUUCUCAUCAAGGUUCACCAAAAAACUCAAAUGGUAUCUCCAAAUGAGUGUGGAAGACAUUCGUAACCAUUAAUCUGUAUAAAUCAUUUAUUAUCGAAAGGGUCUGCAUGUCGUAAGAGGUUUAAAGGGCCACAAUAGGGCUUCAAAUUAUCUGUUUUCUUAUCCAUAAAAUUCGUUCAGAAUAUUGUGUUCCCUAGGAGAAAUGCUUAUUUGGAACAUGAUGGUAAAUAAAAGGUGCCGUGUAUAAUUCUUUUGACUGUACUAAAGCAUAAAAAUGUUUCCUAAAUCUCUGCAAAGUAAAACAAUGCUACAGGCAGCUAUUCUACAGAAA
Molecule: messenger RNA, 1773 nt
Organism: Puntigrus tetrazona (Sumatra barb)
Lineage: Eukaryota; Metazoa; Chordata; Actinopteri; Cypriniformes; Cyprinidae
Gene: mul3
Product: mitochondrial ubiquitin ligase activator of nfkb 1-A
Exons: 5
Coding region: 191-1003 (270 amino acids)
Biological process (GO): protein ubiquitination; organelle organization
Molecular function (GO): ubiquitin-protein transferase activity
Source: RefSeq, a predicted model, not a curated record